This is a messenger RNA of Bacidia gigantensis, 4173 nucleotides long. RefSeq lists its product as uncharacterized. The record is from RefSeq and is a predicted model, not a curated record. Lineage: Eukaryota; Fungi; Ascomycota; Lecanoromycetes; Lecanorales; Ramalinaceae. The transcript has a single exon. Bases 1 to 4173 code for a protein of 1390 amino acids.
AUGUUUUCCUUCCAGUCAUUGCCGAUCUCGGCUUCCAUUCUUUCGUGCAUUCUGCUGGCUGGCCAAAGCAAUUCCCUUCCUGACCAAGUCCCAGCCGAAGGAGCUCCUGCUUCAGAAACUCUAGUCAUCGAUCAGGAGUCUUUUGUUGUCAACCCUACCAAUGUCGUUCUUGACAGCACAAGCCUUACAACGGUUGGGCCCACCCUGACCGUGGACUACGCUCGUGUGAAUUUGGACAAGUCUUACGAUAUCUUCAUCAAUGGAUCGCUCGCACUUUCAGGCCCUUCACUACCUCCGAAAGCUACCUCAACAUCUAGCUCAGCAUCCUCAUCCAGCCCGCCUUUCCCGACCCAAUCUACGAGUUCUGGCUCAUCGAUCGGGACUUCAUCAAGCAGUCUUUCAAGUUCAUCCGUCUCAUCUUCAUUUCGUGGCACAGGAGUUACUUCCUCGUCAUCUCCUCCAUUUGGGACAGGCGCAUCCUCAUCUUCCCGGCCUUCCCAAGGUUUACCAGGCACUGGUUCGAGCUCAUCACGAUCCUCUUCGCCUGCUGGCACUGGGUUGAGUUCUUCCUCUUCCCCGCCAUUCGGUACCGGCCUUUCCACAUCCUCUCGACCCUCUCAAGGACUACCAGGGACUGGUUCUUCGUCAAGUAAAACACCUCCUUUUCCAAGUCAGGGGACAGGAUCAUCAAGUUCGUCCUCCCCGGGAACUUCUCCGCCUUAUCCUUUGUCCUCUAGCUCAGCAUCUUCCUCGUCUUCAGGAAGUGGUAUUUCAAAUGGACUUUCUUUGAGCAAGUUCUCAGGGUCUAACGGACUUCUAACAUCGUCAAGCUCAAGCUCAAGCUCAAGUAGCUCUACUGCUUCACCAACAGCAACAAGCACCAACAGUCCCUCGCCUGGGUCUACUGGAACAUUUUCAAGCGCUUCCUCUACCUCAUCAUCAUCUUCAUCAUCUUCAGGAACGCAAAGCUCACCUUCAGUCAAUACUGACGUCCCCAACACAACUCAACCAGGAGGGAUCCCUUACUCUCCCAUUCCAACUACUGCUGCAUCCUCUCAAGACCACGCCUUUGGCUUACUCUUGCUCGGAUUCGUCAAAGGUGGAAGGGGUUGGGUAGAUGACAUCACACUCCCCGCUAUCAAGACACAGGCCGUCCACGAAAUAGAAAAUCUCUUGGAGAAUACCGAAAAUGUCAUCAAGAACCUUGGCGGAGAAUUCCCACCCUCUGUUCAUCCAUGCUCCGGUGGUGGUGCCAAGAAGCGCUUCUUCAAUCCUAUCGAUGCGGUCAAAAAUUUGGCGGGCGAUGUUCUGGGUCUAGCCAACUGUAUCUCAGAUAUAGUGAACGACAUCUCAUCUGAAAUCGGCCCACUGACCGGUCCUCCUCCUCCUCCGGGUAUCAUCCCAGAAAUAGAGGCUCAGCUUGACGCGCUCGAGGAAGCUGGAGAGGAAGAAGAGGACGAUGACGACGACAAAUCAUCAACUUCCGAAUCGCAAUCUCAAUCUUCGUCCAGCAGUGAUUCUUCUUCGACUUCGAGUAGUUCGUCCUCGUCGUCCUCGUCGUCCUCGUCCUCUAGCUCUUCGAGCUCCUCGUCUGCGGCCGGCGCUUGCCCAACCUAUGCGUAUCCAGACGAUCCAAUCGAUGCCUUUGAGGACGGGACUUACACGACUGGUAGUGCGGCCAAACGAGGUAUUUCAUCCAGGGACACUUAUCGUUCGAUGUUAGAGAAACGAGACUCGCCUCCUUUCAGUGCAAUAGGUUCAUGCACAUUUCCGAAUGGCGAGGGCGCUACGCAACCUGGUUACUCUUCGCUGAAGCAAUUCCUCGGCCUAUCUAAACAGCCAAAUGGCGGAAAUGGAUUGAAUGGUCAGGUAUACAAUGCCUGCAAAAAGUGGUACGUAGGCAAUCACACUUGUGCCGAAACAGGACCAGGCUAUAAAUGGUACCGCACUACGGAUGAAUCACCCACAGGAAUCCCGACUGGAAGCAAACAGUCCAUCGAUCAUGUCUACGAGCUGCAAAUGGGGAAGGCUUUCUUAAUGACUAAGAUCGACAAACCCGGCUUUAAUUGCGAUGACAUGAAUCAGGUGUUCUUCCCUUGCGGCAGGAACAAUAUCCAGAGGAUAAUGGAUCAGCUUCCCGGAAUGCAGAUCUCGGACGGGACGGCGCCUUCAAAUGGUGACCCAGCAAAGCUCAAGAAUACGAACGAAGGAUUCGCAGGCUUGGAGCAAAGCAUUAAUGGUGCCAAGGGGUUCCUCUUCAAUAAAGGCAUCGAUCCUCCCGAUACAUAUUUCACCAGAUCGCGCCUGAAAACCACUCAGACGAAGAUCGAUACCAUCAAGGACUUCAUCAUGCUCUUCAGCGUUUUCAAAGAUAGCGAUUUCGUCCACAUGUUCGAUGUCACCAAUGACCGGAUCUACAAAGCAUACCAGAGUCUCGACCAGAACAUCACCCUUGCCGCCUACAAGCACAGUGACGGAACUCCCAUCAAAGCAGACUGGGCGGCAGACUACAAAACGUGGGUUGAAGGAUAUCUAGCAGACAUCGCCCCUCCGGCCUGGACGUGGAGCUCAACCACUCGGGAUGAUCUCGAGACGCAGCUCAACAAUCCCGCAGACACGACCGAAGCCACACUCAAGGCGUCCCAGUUGAAGCAGCUUGCCGCCAUCAAAGCUGACUCGCAUUUCACACAAGACUUCUUCAAGCUCGACAUUCCACUCUCCUGGACGACGGGUACGAUAGUCCUCCGUAGCUUGGACUCGUCGCUUUUGAAACGUGAACUGAGUUGCCCCCUCAAUCAGCCCUCGAGUUCUUCUUCUGGCAGUUCUUCAUCUACAGCUUCGUCAGCCUCGUCAUCUCCCUCGUCGUCCGGGCCAUCCUCAACCCUCACAUCAGUAUCUACAACAGGAGGGUCCAGCAUUCCAUCCGCCACCACCACAACUAUCCCAACCAGUACUCUUUCCUCCGCCUCGGCCACAAUCACCACCUUCGCCGACUGCAUGGCGGACGGCGCACCCUGGUACAGUCCCACCUCCUGGUGCGACUGUGGCCCGUCAUCCCACUACGCCGCCAUGUCCGUCUCGCCCGGCAUCACCGGCGAAGCCUCUUCCUCGGCCAUGUGCGCCUUCACGACCCUCAAUCCCUCCGACAUCAUCACCCCCGUCUCCACCUCCGCUGCACCCACCAACAUCCCCGGCGUCGGCGGCGUACCCGGCUGCCGCGGCGUAACGUGGUCCUACGGCGCCGAAUGCCCCUACGCACAAAACGGCUGGUGCGACUGCGGCGGCACAUUAGUGCCCGCCACGGGCAACGACCCCAACAAGAUCGAAUGCGACUACAAGAUCCAGCCGACCGCGAACGCGUGCCCUGUCGUUACGGCCUUCAGCGCCUCGCUCGCCGCUGCUUCCGCUUCCUCCGCUUCCGUCGAGAGCGUGUCUGCGGCCUCCGUCGCCAGCAUCGCUAGUGUUGUGUCUGCGAGCUCCGCGGCCGCGGGACCUCAGGAGACGAGCUAUAACCAUGACGGCAGCUCGCUGUGUGGGGACAUUAGUAAGGGCGCGUGCCAGAAUGCGUAUGCGCAAUAUAACGACGGGGACACCUAUCACAAAUACAGUGCCUAUGUCGCAUCCUCAGGGGAUACGUUCAUCAACGACUGGCUAGGUGGCAACCAGGGGUGUACUGCGAAAUUCUCUUGCGACAACGACGAUGCGUACGCGAAGGGCAUGACGGGCAAGGAUAUCAAGAAGGCGUUUGAUAAUCUGUACUCGCACAGCGAUGUCGAGAUCUGCGGGACGGCGGAUCUGGCAAAUGGGUGCCAUGUCAGCGUGGAUAUGUGCAAUGAUUGCCGCCCGGAGAUCCCGUGCUAUGCAUUGUCGAAAGACGAGGUCAGUGGCGGGUUUCCGUGCUAUGGGCAAUUCAAGGAUGGGAUUGACAGGACGUGCACGUAUCGACCAAUUGCGUGCGGACGCGCGGGGAUUUGCGGGCAUGAGUGUUCUUGUACGGAUGGCAGUUCUCCGCAGGCAUUUGUUGAGCCGGUGGUGAACUUGUAUACGUGUCCGGAUGUGAAGGGUUUGCCUGAUCCGCCAGCCGGUUGGCCGGACGGGAACGUGGCGAAGAUGAGGAGGAUGGGGAAGAGAGAGGAUGAGAAGAAGAGAUUUGCGAAGGGUUGGGUGGCGUGA